This is a messenger RNA of Thrips palmi, 1080 nucleotides long. RefSeq lists its product as uncharacterized. The transcript is spliced from 5 exons. The record is from RefSeq and is a predicted model, not a curated record. NCBI's taxonomy places the organism in Eukaryota, Metazoa, Arthropoda, Insecta, Thysanoptera, Thripidae. Bases 120 to 641 code for a protein of 173 amino acids.
UGGGGGGAGUAGUUGCAGCCCUGCUUUUGGAGGGACUUGGCGUUGUUUGGCAACAAACAACAGGUUUUUAGCAGUUUUUAGACAAUUUUUCACUUAAAAGUUAGUUGGUCCGUUCGAAAAUGAGUCCGAAACAGCACGCAAGAUGUAGAGUUAUUGGCUGCAACAAUCAGAAGACAAAUCCACCACCUAAAACGGGCAUGUUUCUUGUUCCAAGUAGUGCACCUCGUGAAGUAUUUGAAAAAUGGGUUCAACUUACUGGUAACGAGGAACUGUGUGAGAUACCGAUUGAUCAUUUAAAGAGAAAUUUGCGGAUUUGUGAGCGGCAUUUUCUCCCUAACCAAGUGUCUCCUCCGACUUCUAAGAUCAAGAGGCUGCUGCAGCGGGGGAUUGCCUCCGUAGUUCCCACCCAAUUUCUGACAACCACGUUCCCAUUACCUGUGGAAGAAUUGACCAGUGGAGACAAAGCGAGCAUUAUCGGAGGGCAUUCUCGAAUAAUGCAUCAGAGCCCCCUGAUCCUUGUUACCAGCCCAAGGCUUCAGACAUCCCAUCGGAUGAAGUUCCGACAGGAAUGCAAGGAACUAAUGAGUGGGAAGAAGGUAGUGAGGCACCCACUAAGGAGUGGGUGCCUCACUACAUGGUGACUCAGCUUGGAAAUGGGCUGUUCGCAAUACCAGGCCUCUUCAUGGAAAUACCGGAAUUGAAGUGAAGUGCAAGGCUGCUGAACACCACUGAGUGCUCUUCUGACCAAUCUUACUGAUUCUGUGGGCAGGAGCCGCAGUGAGGCCCCCCCCCUCCCCCUCCAAUGUGUCCAGCGGCGAAGUGCUGUCACCAGGCUGUCAUCUCGAAAUGUUUUGUUUACUUUAGACUUCCAUGAAAUCAAAAUGCCCAACUUCUGUGCUCUGUUGGCCUGCCUCAAUCUCGCAGAAGUAUCAAAACUCAUCCAGACAAAUCUCUCCCUUUUGUUGACCUUGGCAUAAAAGAGGGUAGAGAUUAUUUUUGGUCAAAGACCAAGGAAUCAUUCAAAUAUGUGUAUAAGCAUUAUUUAGAUCAAGUGUACUGGGUUAUGAAAGCAGAUGAUGA